Molecule: messenger RNA, 1042 nt
Organism: Bactrocera dorsalis (oriental fruit fly)
Lineage: Eukaryota; Metazoa; Arthropoda; Insecta; Diptera; Tephritidae
Product: TIP41-like protein
Exons: 4
Coding region: 150-968 (272 amino acids)
Biological process (GO): TOR signaling
Cellular component (GO): cytosol
Source: RefSeq, a predicted model, not a curated record
GCAAAAUAAAAUAGCACAAAAACAAAAUUUGUAAAUUACAUAUAUGAACUGCCUUUCUUUGGCGAAAAUAUAAUUAAUGUGCAGAAAUAACAAAUUAUAAACUAUAAAAACGCAUAAAUUGUAUAAAGUAUCCGUAUUAAAUUAUAAGUAUGAUGGAGGACGAAUUGGUACCCCGCUUACCAGUUGACAGCGAGACAAUUGACUUUCAGAAUUGGCACAUAAGCUACCUCAAAUCACAUAUACUUAAAAGUAUCUGCAAAAAAGGUCAAGAUAACAAUUGCACACAACAUGAAGAUGACUGCUGUGAAUUAUGUACUUAUCGUUAUGCACUUGAACUGCCACACCUGCCCGAUAUGGUGUUCCAUAAAAAUAAGUUGUCACUAAAACACAAAGAUGGUGCACUUUUAGAAUUCCUUCCGAUGGACUCAUUACGUUUGGUUGAAAAUGGAAAACAGCCACUGCAAGUUGCCUGCGCUCAAGAAUGGAAGGAGAGCAGACCUGAUUGUCAUAUGGAAGAAAAAUUCAAACCGUUUGAUUGGACUUUUACUACCGACUACCAAGGUACCUUAAAUGAAAAAUUUCGUGUAGAAAAUUCCGAUAUGUCAUUGAAUAAAUUCAAACUGAUGCAACGUGAGAAAAUACUCUUUUAUCAUGAUCUCACUUUGUUCGAAGACGAACUGCAUGACAAUGGGAUUUCGUCAUGUUCAGUGAAAAUUCGCGUUAUGCCGUCGGGUUUCUUCAUAUUACUUAGACAUUUCCUACGCGUCGAUAAUGUGUUGCUUAAAAUGCACGAUACGCGAUUUCAUUACGAGAUCGAAAAUAACUAUAUAUUUAAGGAGUAUACGAAGCGUGAAGCUACAUACAGUGAGCUGAAAAAUGUACCACCGCCAUUUUUCACAGUACCCAAUGAAAUUGAGAACUACCUACCGAUUAAGGAAAAGAAAGCUUAUAAAUUGUAUUUCAAGUAAAGAGUUUAAAAAUUAACAAUAAUAUGAUAAGCAUUUUUAAAAAUAAAGAUACAAAACCACCCAGUUUAAAGUAA